AUGCUACACUGGCCAUAUCUAUCUAUCUAUCUAUCUAUCUAUCUAUCUAUCUAUCUAUCUAUCUACCGUUCGAUCUAUCUAUCUAUCUAUCUAUCUGAGGCGAUUCACAUGCUACACUUGGCAUAUCUAUCUAUCUAUCUAUCUAUCUAUCUAUCUAUCUAUCUAUCUAUCUAUAUAUAUAUAUGUGUGUGUGUGUGUGUGACAAGAUUCAAAUGGCAGGCGGUUAAAAUGCCACAUUGGCCAUAUAAUCUAUCUAUCUAUCUAUCUAUGGGGAUUCACAUAACACAUUUGGUAUAUCUAUCUAUCUAUUUAUCUAUCUAUCUAUCUAUGGGGAUUCUCAUGCCACAUUUGGUAUAUCUAUCUAUCUAUGGGGAUUCACAUGCCACAUUUGGUAUAUCUAUCUAUCUAUCUAUCUAUCUAUGGGGAUUCACAUACCACAUUUGGUAUAUCUAUCUAUCUAUCUAUCUAUGGGGAUUCACAUGCCACAUUUGGUAUAUCUAUCUAUCUAUCUAUCUAUCUAUCUAUCUAUCUAUCUAUCUAUCUAUGGAUUCACAUGCCACAUUUGGUAUAUCUAUCUAUCUAUCUAUCUAUCUAUCUAUCUAUCUAUCUAUCUAUGGGGAUUCACAUACCACAUUUGGUAUAUCUAUCUAUCUAUCUAUCUAUGGGGAUUCACAUGCCACAUUUGAUCUAUCUAUCUAUCUAUCUAUCUAUCUAUCUAUCUAUCUAUCUAUCUAUCUGCAUAUAUAUUAA
This is a messenger RNA of Acanthosepion pharaonis, 750 nucleotides long. The record is from the annotation of a GenBank genome assembly. Lineage: Eukaryota; Metazoa; Mollusca; Cephalopoda; Sepiida; Sepiidae.